This is a messenger RNA of Scomber scombrus (Atlantic mackerel), 2912 nucleotides long. RefSeq names its product dihydrouridine synthase 1-like (S. cerevisiae) (gene dus1l). The record is from RefSeq and is a predicted model, not a curated record. Bases 58 to 1542 code for a protein of 494 amino acids. Gene Ontology annotation, molecular function: tRNA dihydrouridine synthase activity. NCBI's taxonomy places the organism in Eukaryota, Metazoa, Chordata, Actinopteri, Scombriformes, Scombridae. The transcript has 14 exons.
CGGAAAGUGCUGCGCCAGGAAUACUCUCCAAACCUCACAGUAAAACAGUCACCUGCGAUGGCCAAGCUCCAGGGCUUCGAGUUCUGGAAGAAGACCCUGAAGGAAGCGGCCUACGUGGUGGCGCCCAUGGUGGACCAGAGCGAGCUGGCCUGGCGCCUGUUGAGCCGUCGGCACGGGGCUCAGCUCUGUUACACCCCCAUGCUGCACGCUCAGGUGUUUGUUCGCGACGCCAAUUACAGAAGAGAAAACCUCUACAAUGAGGUGUGUCAGGAGGACAGGCCUCUGAUCACACAGUUUUGUGCCAAUGAUCCAGCGGUGUUCAUUAAGGCGGCGCUGCUGGCUCAGGAACACUGCGACGCCAUCGACCUCAACCUGGGCUGUCCACAGAUGAUCGCUAAAAGAGGCCACUAUGGAGUUUUCCUACAAGAUGAAUGGGAGCUGUUAGAGAAAAUGGUGAAGGAAGCCAAUGAAAAGCUCUCAGUGCCCAUCACGUGUAAGAUCCGCGUGUUCAAAGAUAUUGAAAAGACGGUCCGAUACGCUCAGAUGCUGGAGAAAGCUGGAUGUCAGCUGCUUACAGUUCACGGCAGAACCAAAGACCAAAAAGGAGCAGUGACCGGUAUCGCCAGCUGGGAGCACAUCAAAGCCGUACGGAAGGCAGUAAAUAUUCCUGUGUUUGCUAAUGGCAACAUUCAUCACAUGAGUGAUGUGGAGCGCUGCAUUCAGGAGACGGGAGUACAGGGGGUCAUGAGUGCAGAGGGGAACCUCCAUAAUCCUGCACUGUUUGAAGGACGCAGCCCCCCCGUGUGGGAGAUGGCUGAGGAGUAUUUAGAAGUGGUGAAGCAGUACCCCCCCUGCAGCCUGUCCUACAUACGAGCCCACCUGUUCAAGCUUUGGCACCACACGCUACAGAUCCACCAGGACCUAAGGGAGGAGUUGGCCAAGGUGAAGACCAUCGAGGCUUUGGCUGGUAUCAGCAAGCAGCUGCGUCUGCGCUGUCAGGAGGAGAUAGCUAGAGGAAAGGAUGGGGACGAGAAGGAGAGCAGCCUGCCCUUCCCUCACUGGAUCUGCCAGCCGUACGUCAGACCACCGCCAAAGGAGCCGGUCGCCAACGGUAAUGGGCAGGAUUCAGAGGGGAAGAAGGCAGUGUGUCAGAAGAGGGCGCUGGAGGACUCUGACGGGACCGCAGACAGGCUCUCCAAAAACAAGCAGAAGAAGAGAUCCCGCAACCCCAACAAGAACUUCUGUCUUGAGCAGAAACCAAAGUACAUCAAAUGCGAACAGUGUGGGAACCCAAAGGGAAACAAGUGUGUCUUCAACCUGUGUCGAGGCUGCUGUAAGAAGAAGGCUUUCAAGGAGGUGGCAGACUGUCCAAGCCAUGGGCUGAGGUUCAAGACCAAGGCAGAGAAACGGAAAGCUGAAGAGGAGGAGGAGGAGAAGAAAAAAGAGGGAACAGAGACGGAGAGAAGCUGCAGCUCUCCUCAACCUCUCCCAGAGCCCCCCACAGAGCUGCAGGAGAAGUCGAAGGCACAGCUGCCACUAUGAGCAGGACAAUGACUCUCUCUACAUGCACACACCAAACUCUUAACGUGACUGGUUACAACUCACCCAGCUAAGGUUGCUUCUCUGAUUAUGAGAAGACGAGUUGGGUGUAAUCUCAUAUUUUAAACAUUCUCAAGACAUUUUAAGGUCAAAUAUUAAAGUAGGUUCACACGAUGUUCUUGUGCCACUGAUAUUUCAGUCAUCUUCAUCAUGUUGUCUUACCCAGUGAGGAACAGUUGAGCUCAGAUGUUCAUGAUAGUACAGAUGCUGUGUGGAGCUACUUUGGUUUGUUUUGCUGCUGCUGAAGACAUUGGGGAACCAGAUUCAUGUGGUCAUGAUUAGUGAGGACAUCCAGUAUACCCACAACACAGCUGCUAAGUAACCUCAGUGACAAGUGUCCGUAUGUAUGGGACUGAUGGUGUAAUAUGCAUGGACAUCAUUCAGCAGACCAAAACCAUAUUUUUUUAAGUGAUGUGGAUUUCCUAAAGAAUGAUUAGUUUGGGAUUUUAUUUUUAUUUUUAUGGGACAGUUGGGAAGUUUCCACAUCUUUUUAUUUUUCAAGACAAAGAUUUUAUUGGAAGAUGAAUCUUUGUGCAAAGUUGUUACAGAGCCAAAGACUUUAAUUUCUUUCAUUUAAGUUGUCGUGUGGUUUCAUUUCCAACUCAUUAGUUCAACUAUUUAUUUUGGAUAAAGGUUUGCCUGUUGUACAUCAACUCAUGUGCCUUUUGAUGAGAAAUACCACUGCCUAUUGAGAAUUUAACUUGAGUUUAUGUUGCAGGAGGGGAGAAGAAUCAAAGUGGUACCCCAUCUGUUGUUGUCUAAGACAUGCUCAGACCACACCAUCCAAAAGAAAUGCAUUUAAAGGACCAGUGUGUAGGAUUUAUUGGCAUCAUUGCAGAAUCAACUAACCCCCCGACACCCAUUCACCUUCCUGUGUUGUAAUACCUACAGUAGCCAAAAAACUCACAAUUAAACCCAAAAGCCUUCUCUAGAGCCAGUGUUUGGUUCGUCUGCUCUGUGCUACUGUAGAAAUAUGGUGGUACAACGUGGUGGGAAGAGAACCCAUGCUCCAGGUAGAUAUAAAGGGCUGAUUCUGACAAAAGAAAUGAAAAUGCAGCUAUACUUAUUUCAUGGGAUUAUACACUAAUUAAAACAUACAAAUAUUAGUCAAUUUUUGCCAAAUCCGUUCUACAAGAUGCCACUAAAUUCUACACACUGCAGCUUUAAUGGUGCUAUCUAUAUAAUUGUGCAUACAGUGUAAAAAGUCACACCACAACAUUUUGAGAAAGAUACUUGUUUUUGCCAUGCUUUGUCAUCUAAGCAGCUCAAUAUCAAAGUGAUCUGUGUAAGUGUUUAGCCUAGCUUAGUGCAAA